AUGCCUAAAGUGUCGCGAACGCCUAGAAACAUUGAUACUAGCGUCUAUCUGUAUGAUUGGCUCCCGAAGUUCCUUAUCUUGCCGGAUAGUGCGACCUCGUUCAAGCCAGCAUAUAAGUUCAAGGAGGGCCGUUUGCUCAAAAUUCUAUCGGUGGAACGCAGAUUAAAGCAGGAUGGCUCAUAUAGAUGCAAUAGUGGGCUUCGGGUUGUUGCUUGUGACGCUAAUAGUCGCAUCUUUGCUAUUUUAAGUUCGAAAUCUAUCAAUCAGUAUGAGCGAGACGAACGCAUACGCGUAACGAAAAACCUAAUUAAUACCGAAAUAUUUGUGACAGAACUCAACGUGAAUUUUUUGACACCUAGGCAGGCUAGCAAACUGUUUGGAUAUUCAGAUAAUCGAGCACGGGCAAUUCUGGGUGGCAAUUCCCGCUCUUUGCUGGCUGAUAUUCCUGCUUAUGCAAUUCUUCAAGUUGAAAAUUUCCGCAUUGGCAACAGAGAUAGAUACAUCCCUCAAAAUGUGGAUGCAAUCCCCUAUAUAUAUACACUUUCCGACUACCAGAAGAGAUAUUUAGCUUCUGCAUUUGACAAUGAGAACGAUUAUGCAUCCAAAACAGGGGGUGCCGAGGGCGAUAGUGACGAAUUGAAAAGCCAGUAG
Brettanomyces bruxellensis is the source of this 651-nucleotide messenger RNA. RefSeq lists its product as uncharacterized. The record is from RefSeq and is a predicted model, not a curated record. Lineage: Eukaryota; Fungi; Ascomycota; Pichiomycetes; Pichiales; Pichiaceae. The transcript has a single exon. The coding region runs from base 1 to 651 and encodes 216 amino acids. Gene Ontology annotation, molecular function: telomeric repeat DNA binding. Gene Ontology annotation, biological process: telomere maintenance via telomerase. Gene Ontology annotation, cellular component: chromosome, telomeric region; telomerase holoenzyme complex.